Molecule: messenger RNA, 3719 nt
Organism: Aspergillus ochraceoroseus IBT 24754
Lineage: Eukaryota; Fungi; Ascomycota; Eurotiomycetes; Eurotiales; Aspergillaceae
Product: DEAD/DEAH box helicase
Exons: 1
Coding region: 21-3620 (1199 amino acids)
Molecular function (GO): ATP binding; ATP-dependent chromatin remodeler activity; hydrolase activity, acting on acid anhydrides, in phosphorus-containing anhydrides
Source: RefSeq, a predicted model, not a curated record
UACACAUCCACCGAUGCAUCAUGGAUUUUGAUGCUUCAGAUGCGCGUCCGUUCAAGAAGAGACGCUUCUUUGUCGACGACAAGCACGAUGUCGCCCACCCUGCGGACGAACCCUUGAGCGUUGAUGCGUCGACACCAUCUUCAUCGCCCACGGAUGGCACUGCACUUCUGAAUGGCUCCCUUGCGGUGUCUCGAGAAGAGAACCCUCAUGCUACAGGCACGGCCCACUCCCUCGAACGCCGCGAGGAAAAGAUUGCUCUUCGAGUAGAACAAGAGGGGAUGGAGAGAGAUGGAUUCGAUACAGCAACAUUCGCUAGCAUUGUUGGCGAGACUCUUCCACCGGAAGUGCUUUCGAAAAUUCGGAAAGCGUCCGGGGGUAACCUGGAGAGAGCAAUCAACAUCUACUUUGACGGAUCCUGGAAGACUGCAGGCACCACUGGAGCAACGCAGACAACAUUGACGGCCCGCGAACGAGUGAUGUCUACACAAUCAACACCCUCCACCACCACCACCACCACCACCACCACACCUAUCCCGGACGAUACGCCGAAAAAGACCAAAGUGGAACCGCUCAGCCAACAAGUUCCACGCACGAAAUCUCAACCUCCCCUAAGAUACAUCGGAGCGUUUGGUGUUGGGGCCUGGGCAACUACAAGUGGCCUUGGCUUGCUUAAACAUGGGGACUCUGUCAACAUCGAGCGAGCGAGGUCCCAACCUCUCUCAACCCGCGGCCGUACUGGAAAACUCCGGGUGAAUCAAAAGAGCGACGUGCUCACCAGGUUUACCAAUGACGAUGGCCAGGAGAUUGGCAGGCUGCCCCGAGAGACGGCCGAAUGGGUGUCGACCUUGAUUGAUCAGAAAAUUUGCAAGUUUCGGGCAGUCUGCGUGUUCGCUCCCGACCGGAUUCGAGUAAACGAUACCAUCUACUUGCAGUUGUGGUGCUAUCUACGCAUUGAGGCGUUUCAACCCCGCAUUCUCUCUCAGUCAGUAGACGACAACCGGGAAACAAACCUCUUCGAGGAAGCAGAAAGCACUGAAGAGAAACAGUUGCGUCUACGCCAAGUUGCUCUGGUGAAGCUUUUUGAUGAAAUUGGACUCCAUCCCAUGUCCCUGGAUGACACGACAAAGAAGCAUAAGAAAGAAGGGUUGCUUCGUGCAGCGGAAAUGGCCGAGCAGGAGAUUUCCACCCAAACGAGCAAGUCAGGAAACAAUGAUUCCGACGAAGAAGAGACUGCGGAGCUGGAAGAAGAUCAACUUGAUGCACUCUACAAAAAAGCCCAGUCCUUUGACUUCAACAUGCCCGAAGCACAGCCCCCCUCGACCUUCGUCCUGAACCUGCGGAAAUACCAAAAACAAGCGCUCUAUUGGAUGCUUGCGAAGGAAAGGGACAAGAAAUCCGGAAGGGAAGUUUCCAUGCACCCACUGUGGGAGGAUUACAUUUGGCCGUUAAAAGAUGUCGAUGACAAGGAACUUCCAACGGUUGAGGGUGUAGAGCACUUCUAUGUCAACCCUUACUCGGGAGAGCUUUCGCUCGAUUUUCCAGCCCAAGAACAACAUUGUCUUGGUGGUAUCCUGGCCGACGAAAUGGGCUUGGGCAAAACCAUCGAGAUGCUCAGCCUGGUUCACUCUCACAGAAACAUGCCUCCAAGACAAGGCCCCGCUGGCUCCGGUGCCACUGGCGGAUUAACAAGACUGCCUGGCCCUACGGGUGUGGUUCCGGCGCCGUAUACUACAUUGGUCAUUGCGCCAACGUCGCUUCUUGCACAGUGGGAGAGUGAGGCUUUGAAGGCCUCGGAGCCCGGAUCAAUGAAGGUGUUGAUGUAUUAUGGCACGGAAAAGGCAGUUAAUUUACGGGACCUAUGCUCUGCCGGCAAUGCAGCAGCUCCCAAUGUUAUUGUGACGAGUUAUGGAGUUGUUCUGGCGGAAUACCGGCAACUGGCAUCGACGACUUUGGCGGCCUUGACCCCGGGGGGGUUAUUUUCUCUAGACUUUUUCCGAGUCAUCCUCGACGAAGCCCAUAUCAUCAAAAAUCGCCGGUCAAAGACAGCAAGAGCCUGCUACGAGCUGAAAGCUACCCAUCGAUGGGUCCUCACGGGGACUCCUAUCGUCAACCGCCUGGAGGACUUGUUCAGCUUGGUGAGGUUCCUCAAGGUCGAACCGUGGAGCAACUUCUCCUUCUGGAAGACGUUCAUCACUACGCCGUUUGAAUCAAAAGACUUUGUACGCGCGCUCAGUGUCGUCCAGACGGUUCUCGAACCGUUGGUCCUUCGGCGCACCAAAACCAUGAAGACUCCCGAGGGGGAGCCGUUGGUGCCUUUGCCUAAGCGGACCAUCGAGAUCGAGGAGAUUGAACUCUCUGAACAGGAGCGAGAAAUAUAUGAUUAUAUCUAUACCCGAGCGAAACAAACCUUCAACACUAACAUCAAGGCUGGUACACUCUUGAAGUCCUUUUCCACAAUCUUUGCGCAACUUCUCCGUCUUCGGCAGACAUGCUGCCAUCCUAUCCUUACACGCAACAAGGCUAUCGUGGCAGACGAGGAAGACGCGGCUGCAGCUGCAGACCAGGAGAAUGAGCUUAAAGACGAUAUGGAUCUACAGGAACUGAUACACCGUUUCACGGAGGACACGCAAAAGGCGGGCUCGGAAGAAGCCCAGGAUUCCUCGAGCAAAUUCACCGCCCACGCACUGAGGCAGAUCCAAAGCGAAUCCAGCGGCGAGUGUCCUAUUUGCUCCGAAGAACCCAUGAUUGACCCAGCCGUCACUUCUUGCUGGCACAGCGCCUGCAAGAAAUGCCUUGAGGACUAUAUACGCCACCAAACAGAUAAGGGGGUAGCCCCGCGAUGCUUCUCCUGCCGAGGGGCGCUAUCCGCGCAGGACAUCUUCGAAGUGAUCCGUCAUCAAUCUGCCAAUGCAGAAGACGACGACUUAUAUAGCAGCAACCCCUCCCCCAAUCCACAACCGGCGCCGCCUCGCAUCUCCCUCCGUCGCAUCAACCCGCUCUCUCCAUCCGCCCACACCUCCGCCAAGAUCCACGCCCUCCUCAAACACCUGUCCCGCGUCCCCCCAGACACCAAAUCCGUCGUCUUCUCGCAAUUCACAAGCUUCCUCGACCUGAUCUCCCCGCAACUCACGAAAGCCGGCAUCACGCACGUCCGACUCGACGGCACCAUGCCGCAGAAGGCCCGCGCCGCGGUCCUCGCCCAAUUCAACCAACCCGAAACCUUCAACCCCGAAGAAAUCGACGAAGCCCUCAACCCGUCAACCAGGAACCCCACCCCGGCUCCGGCCCCGGCCCCCGCCCCCAGAGUCCUCCUGAUCAGUUUACGCGCGGGGGGCGUUGGUCUCAACCUAACGACGGCAAGCAACGUCUUCCUGAUGGACCCCUGGUGGAGUUUCGCUAUUGAAGCCCAGGCCAUCGAUCGCGUGUAUCGCAUGGGCCAGCUGCGGGACGUCUCCGUGACGCGGUUUGUCGUCAAGGAUUCGAUCGAGGGACGGAUGCUGCAGAUCCAAGAGCGCAAGAUGAAUAUCGCGGGGUCUCUUGGGUUAAUGGGGGGCGGGGAAGGAAAUGAAGAGCAGCGGCGCAAAGAGCGGAUUGAGGAACUGAAGUUGUUGUUUGAGUAGGGUUUUGUUUUGUUUAAUUGGAGAUGGAACUUCACAUACACAUAUAUUAUACAUACAUAUAUAUAUAUAUAAAGUUGGCUAGAAUAAUAUUCCCCUGGA